Molecule: messenger RNA, 1113 nt
Organism: Fomitiporia mediterranea MF3/22
Lineage: Eukaryota; Fungi; Basidiomycota; Agaricomycetes; Hymenochaetales; Hymenochaetaceae
Product: rab-protein geranylgeranyltransferase
Exons: 9
Coding region: 10-1023 (337 amino acids)
Biological process (GO): protein geranylgeranylation
Cellular component (GO): Rab-protein geranylgeranyltransferase complex; cytoplasm
Molecular function (GO): Rab geranylgeranyltransferase activity
Source: RefSeq, a predicted model, not a curated record
AUAAAGACAAUGCACGGAGUGAAACGGACUCGUUAUUCUGCCGAGGCUCUGGAAGCACGUAGACUGAAGGAACACUCGAAGCUCGAAGCGUAUCUCAAGCUCGACGACGAUGUUCUUGCUAAGAAGAAGGCCAAGGACUGGACUCUCGAUGCGUUAAAUCUGACGACGAGACUGCUGACCACGAAUCCCGAGUUAUACACAGUUUGGAAUUACCGUCGCGACAUAUUCACGAAUGGUGUGUUCGUUGACCCGCAGUGUACACCGAGCGAUAUCCGCGAUAUAUUAAUCACGGAUCUCGAACUAGUAACGUCCUUCUUGCGGCAAUAUCCCAAGGUAUAUUGGAUUUGGAAUCACCGACGCUGGUGCCUUGAACACAUUCCUGAUGGUCCAGCUGAGGAUUCGCUAGGAUGGAAAAAGACAAGCUGGGCGAUGGAAUUACGCGCAGUGGAGAAGAUGCUGGAUGUCGAUGCUCGAAACUUCCAUGCUUGGGCUUAUCGUAGAUAUGUACUCGCGUCCAUGCCGGUGAAGAGGUCCGAAUCCGCAGAGCUCGCAUACACAAAGCAAAAGAUCGAAGCCAACUUCUCGAACUUCAGCGCGUGGCACCAGAGAUCCAAGGUAUUCACUUCCAUGUGGGAACAGGGACUUCUAGAUGAAGCGAAAAGCAAGGAAGAGGAAUUUGAGUUGGUCAAACAGGCGUUAUAUGUUGACCCGUAUGAUCAGAGCUCAUGGAUUUAUCAUCGAUGGCUUAUCGGAGACGGUAGUAAUGAGACACUGCUACAGCGCGAGAUAGGAGUGAUUGAAGAGCUCUCAGAGGUCGAACCAGACUGCAAAUGGUGUCUAGAGAUGCUGGUCCAUUAUAAGAAACUACGCUUGGAGAAGUACCUUAGUCAUAAGCCUGGAAUCGAAACGGAACGGGAUAGAGUGCGAAGCGAAUGUUUGUCAAUGCUAUCGAAGCUAGAGAAGAUAGACUCAUACAGGGCGAAACGAUAUCAGGAAAUCAGCGAGAACCUGCGUAAUGCAUGAUGAGGGGCGAGAAGCGCCAGCUUUGCUUGUACUUAAUAUCUCUCACACGGGAUCAAACAUAUAUAAGGCACAAUGGACACAUGCUUAAUU